AUGGAUUCAGCGGAGAUUUUGUUUUGUUUGUUGGACUCUUUGGAUAAUUGCGAUUUAGUGACAGAGGCUUCUGUCUAUUCAACUGUUGUAGACUUUGCAAAAAGCACAACAACUUCAUCAAAUUGUGUGGGGUUAGUAUCAAAUGCAAUUACGUCUUUUUUACAAGUUAGCCACACUUCUGUAAAUCACCAGCUAAGCUUACUUAGACUUCUUUCUUUGAUAAUUUCUAGCUACGCAAUAUCUGGAGAUGCCGUUUUAAGUAAUGGAGAAGGUGAUAUGGAAGGAAUUGGGAUAAUUAAUGCCACAAAUUUUAGUAUUAACAACGAUAUAUCAACGGAGGAUAUAGAGUUCUUUGAAGGCCUCACCAAAUUUGUAUUGAACGAAUAUAUAUUUUUGAAAAGUAACGACCCAAGAAGAGUUGCACUUCUACAGGUACUUGUUAGCUUAGUAUUUCUGAUCCCAGAUAAACUUGUUGAAAUUCUUCUUUUUGUUGCGGAAGAGUCACGUACAAACUAUUCAAGCGGUGGGAUAUCUUCGGUUCUUGUUGCAAUUUCCGCAAUUUCUAAGAUUUUCCCCGAAUUAGUUUGCAGAAAGGGCCAUGAUAUAAUAGUAGAGUUACUUUCUCUUUUACACAAAGCUGCUAGUGGUGAUUCAGGAUCAAAAAGCACAUCAGCAAAUUUUAUUUCUAAGGUAGAGCUUGUUCGUUGUUUAGCGGAUGUGGCUGAUGCACUUAGAAACAGUAGCAUAGAGAGAACUGCAUUUGCAGGGCUUAUUGGAACUGCAUUUGACGCACUUCUAAAUGACUGGGUUCCAGCAAUUCAGAAGGAUAAAGAAGUUUUUUUUCUUUCAUUUCCAACUCUGGAGACUCUUGGCCACCUUGCUCAAGUAAUUGAUGACGAACAGUUAAAGCAGCAUGCACCGAAGCUUCUUUCCGUAUAUCUUCAAAUUCUGAAUUCAUUAUUGAGUAAAAAAAACAAGUAUUUUCCAUCUUUUGUUAGUGUAUUUUCGGAACCUUUGAGAGAAGAUAACAAAUGCAAAGAUCUUUUACAAAGUAACAUAUAUACUGUUAGAUGGAGACAGUAUCAUGCGGUUGCAACAUCAGCCCUCACACCACUUUUAAACAGCAAAUCUGAGACUAUUGCGAUAUCUUUACAUUAUUCUAUACUUUCUGGAUUUAAGCUUUUUCUGGAUAGAUGCCACUCUAUUUUUAGCAAUGUGUUCCAAAGUCAAGAUACAACCAGUUCGCUAUUAAGUGUACUUACUCAAUAUUGUGCAAUUUUUCAUAGACUUUAUGCUCCUGCUCUUUUACCAGGUCACACUGCCUAUACUGAUACAUCAAAUGAUGCAAUGGCAAUUGAAAAGGAGCUUUUUGAAUUGAAAAAUGGACUUAAGUACUUUUGUUGGGAUAUUGAAGCAGUAAAAGAGAUUAUUACUACUCACCAUGAACUUAUUUUGUGUUGGAAGUCCUUAAUUAAACAAGACAAUACUAGGGAAGCAGUAAUCAAAUUUUUAUUUGAAAAUAUUGACAUUAAGUCUGCAAAUCGUCUUUCAACCAUGUUUAUACUAAGUAAUAUUAUUGAAGAUAUUCCCUUUGAAAAAGUUCAUAAAUUGGGAAAUGUCGAAAUUACAGUUACGGAGAACUCCGAUUCACCUCUUGGGUGCCUUAUGUUUCGUCUUGCAAGAACCACUCUUGAGCAGGGGCUAGACUAUUCAAUAGCAUUUAUAUUAUGUAGGAUAAUUUGUGAGUUGUCUCAACACGGGUUUUUGCAUAUUGGUGCCACUUCUGAGCAUUCUUUUAAUGCUGAAUUAGAAAAUGGAACAGAUUCAAAGACUGAAAAUGCAAUAAAUGAAUCAACACGGGAAAGCAUUCAAUUUUCUAAUAAUAAUGGCAACAAAGAUAUCUGGGUUUCUCCAUCCCCUUCUUCAGCAGAGAUGUUAACAUACUUUCUAAGAUUACUUGCAGUUCCCGAACAAAAAGCAAAGAAUGAGCACUUGAGACAUUUACAAAGACAGAAGGCAGACUACUUAAAAGCAAUUCAGGGUUCAGAAAGUACUAAAAUUCCAGUAAUCUACCCACCAAGUCUUUGGGAUCUUAGAUGUAACGCCCAGUUUAUUUUGUCUGAAGAGUUGACAACAUUAGUUCCAGAUUUACUUUGGCCAUUGUUAAUUGACGCUGUCAAUCACCUGAAGCUUGGCUCUGCUAUGCCUACAGUGUGCGAAUCUUUAUCGAAAUCUUGUCAGAAUCUGUAUCAAAAGACCACACCAGAGGUAUUUUUUAAUGCAUUUCAGUUUCAAAGUACAAAGUAUUUAACUCUGAGCGAUCCAUUCAAAAUAUUUAUUUGGCUUUGUAUGUACGCACAUGAUCCUCAUAUUUAUAAUGGCGUACUUGCAUAUUGGUCCCUUCAAUGUCUUCAAUGGAUAUCCCCGAUGGUAGUUUCGACUCCAAGUUGUAUUUGGGCCUGUAUUCCCUCUCAAAGGCUUCAAUCACUUAUAGAAAUAGCUGAUACAAUAAUAUCUCCUGUCAAAAUUAAAGAGUCUCAAAAUUUUACUUCAGUUUCCAAAUCCUCGAAUUCAUUACUAGAUAAUAAUGUGGUAUCUAACCUCUCAUCAAAAAUUGAUAUUGAUUGUUGGUUCCCACUUGUUGAUGAGUGCAUUUCCUAUAUUCUUUCGGGGAUAUCAGGUGGAGUAGUUUCAUCCAGUCCAUUAAAUCAGAUUGAAAGGCAAGACUUGGUAGUAAAGAAGACUGAUUCGUCUAGUGGAGAAUUUGAGAAGGAACCCGUUAACGGAAUUAAGAGCUCUGAUAUUGUUAGUGAUGCUUUAACCAACCUACUUUUGGCUUUGUUCUCAGCUUGCAAGGAUAUUAGGUCUGACAAGGUGCAAAAAAGCUCAGAAACGCCAACGGAACUUCAUAGAGCAGGAAUGUAUUCUAUAUUGGGCCUUUUAUUAAGAGAAAUUAGCUCACAAGAGUUUUAUGAUUCUGAUCAACAAGAAAGAAAGAACCUAAAUUUUUUGAGGGGAAUUUUUAUUUCGAAUAUUUUAGAUGGAUUAAUAACUCCCGAUAUUAAUUCAAUUGACUCUAAUGGAUCUAAUGCUGCAUCCGUUUCUGGGGCUAGUUUAGCCGGUUUACAGGGUAGAAAUGGAGGUGAAUUAAAUAAGGAUUUGUUAAGUCAAAAUGAAAUUCAAAUAGUUAAAGAUCUAUCUAAACGAUUUUCUGAUCUUCAGCAUUUCUUCCAUGCCAUUGGCAUCAACUCAACUGUACUGCAAAGAAGUUGUGGUAGGAGCAUUGGGUAUGCAAGUAGCCACAAAAACCAUUUCAUUCAUAUAUCUGAAUACCUUUUGGAUCUAAUAAAAUCGGAUGCAGCGAAUAAGCGUUCUGGAGCUUUUAGUUUUUUCGGAAAAUCGUUGGCAGUUGUACAAGCGGAACAACUCAGAUCUACACUAAUUGUUUCUUUUGGUCAUUCAAUUGGAGAGGUACCUGUAUCUUUAUUUAAUUCUGCCACAGAAACGGUCAGGAAAAUUCUUCAAGUACUAGAAACUGCUAUAAAAGAAGAAAAAGAGUUACAGCUACAGUGCUCGACGUUGAAGGCAAUACAGAUAGCUUUUCAGGCAUUAUCCUCUUCUGAGAGUAAUCCAGAGCUUACUUUAUCAUCCAGAAUCAAUUCAGUUCUCAGUAGAUUUCAUUCAGGAGAGGGAAAUGUCAAACUUAAAAAGGAUGUUUAUGGGUUUGAUCGUGGAGACAUUUCCUUGGAACUAUUUAGUUCUUUCAGAGAUCGUAUAUUCCCGUACUUAUUAACUAUUAUUGUAUUUUCAGCAAGUAUUGAACUCCCUCCUGCCCCCUUGAACUCUAUGUUAUUGCUAAAAGCUGCAUCUGGAAUGCCAUAUAGUACAUCUAGUUCAAUUUCUUCUCAAAGAAUCCACACAGAUCCUUCCGGCUCGUAUAUUAGAAGCAUGGUAAGGUAUAGAGAUAUAUCCAUAGGUAGCUUUGAAAGCCUUGAAUACUCCCACGAAGAUUUGGGAACCAUCAGCACAACUAUAAAUGAUUACGAUACUACUGCUAAGGAUAUUUCAUCCUCAGCGAAAGUAGGACGCUGUUCUAAUUCAUAUUCAGAGAGUGAAGAUGCCAAGUUUGGUCCUUUCAAUUUGACUCUAUCUGUCUUAUCCGUUCUAAGCGAAAACCCCUAUAUGAUUUCUGACUCCGUAAAUGGUAAUUUUUUGGAGGCGUUUUGCACAACUUUAGAUAUAUCACCCAAUUUAGGUAGUGUGAUUUCUGCAAACCCUGCCUUAAGGGGCGUAAUAUCAAAUCUCAGCUAUGCGAAGAACAAGAAUGGUUCAGGGCUUAAUGGUAUGAAUGGUUAUUUUGGGGAUACUUCUUCCAUCGAGAUCUCGCCCAGUGGGGUUAAAAGAACUAUGUUAAAAGGGCAUUUCGAAGGAAAUAAGGUAGUUUCUGAUACAUUUGUACAAUCUAGUUCUUUUUCUGGUGGGAGCUCCACUGAAAUGAAUGGAUUUACUCCAGUAGAUUCAAAGAUUACCUCGAACACAUCGUUGGCUCAAACGACUUCUGGAACAUCAAAUACUUUUUCCAGCAGCGUUGGAACAUUAAAUCAGACGAAAAACCCGAGUAAUAUUAACCUCAGUACACAGAGUUGCAAUUCAAAUACUGGAAACGUUAACAUAGGUUCUGCUAAUACAACAAGUUCAGCAAAUACUUCAAACAGCAACACAUCCAGCGUAAAUACAACAGGAAAUAGUACAACUAUAGGUACUGCUGGGGGUUUGAUCUCUAGUUCUGGUAGCUCAACAAAUAAUAACAAUAAGCCAGGUACUGGAAAUACCAACAAUUCACCCAAUUCCGUUGUUUUUAAUAAACUUUUACUUGAUGCAUUAGAUGCUUCAAUCUCGCUGAUAUCAUUUCCUUCUCCGCUUUUGCCACAACAUAUUCCUUUGGUUGUCAGCUCUUGUUUAACUAUUUUGGUAACUGUAUCCUCUAGGAUUCAGUUCAGGCGUUUAACAGAAGAAGAUUUUUCAAUCUUUUAUACCAGGAACAUUGAGAAAUUUAAUCUACCAUCUCCCUCAUUGAAUAUUAUUGAUGGUGGGUAUAGGUUAGAAGAAAUGAUGAGUAUUAUUGAAGAUUCUUCUUUGCCAACCAGUAACUCUGAGGUUUCGGUGUUCAAAAUACUUGAUUCUCUUGACAGACUGUAUCUGAGUAUAUAUAAGUCUCAUAUGCCUUCUUGGGCAGGGCUAACUCAUCUUCUCGAGGGUUUACUUGGGCUUGCAGCUACAUCAACUUCUUCCGUAUUAAGGUGCAUUUGCAUCCAAGUCGUGUACUGCUUGCUGUGCGAAGCUCCUCUUGUGGAAAUCUUCCAACAAUCUCAAAUUAUUCAAAGGCCUGAGAACAAUGAUUCUAAUCUAAUGAACAGCAAGAAUUAUGAAGGAGUUCCACCAAAGGGAACAUGGGUUUCCUGGAUGCAUUGUAUAGCCUUAGUUUUAGGGAGAACUUGCGAUUCCUGUCUAUUUGUCCGUCUAAUAGCGUUUGAAUGUAUUAAAGAGUGCAUGAAAAGAUGUAUUUGGACACAGAAGAUUGAUUUGUCACAAAUCAUGGCUAUCGAUUUUGGAACGGAUGACAGUUUAAAAUACUCCGGUAACAGAGUGCCUUGGAUUUCUCUUUCUGGUAACUUCGAGGUUGAAUGUAGAAGCGACCAAAAUGAAAUUAUUGGUGUUAUUCCAAAAGAACAAGAAAAGAUUUUGUCAGAUAUCCAAUCUUUGAUUCUUCCUCCCACCUAUCUAAACUUGUUAUGUAAUUUAGCUAACUGCAUUCCAGCCUAUUGUUUAAGACCAUUGUGUCAACAUAUACUUCCAUCUUUCCACGAUACAGACAAAAUUACUGCUCAUUCCGGUGUUGAAACUGUUAGAGUUCUUUUUUCUAUAAAUAAAAAUAUUUUGGAAAAUGAAUCUUUUGCUUGUAAGAUUGUCUCAUCUUUAUUUGAAGAAAUAUCUGCAAUUAAAGAUUUGGAACUUCAACAUUUUGUCUAUCUGUUAAUCAGAAAUGUUGUUUCUUUCAGGUUCCAGGCAGCGAUAUCAGAGAUAUUUAGGAAAUGUAUCCAACCUCAAAAGUAUAUUAAUCAUAUUGUUACGGGUGACUCUUUUAGCGGAGAUUUUAUUGAGAAUAUUGUAGUAAAUAACUGUGGAGGGCAAAAUAGCGAAUGGACAGCAGUGGAUAUCCCAUCAGAUAAUGGAAAGAUUACGAAAAAUAAUGCUCAAGGUUCGGUAAACUCAAAACUGGGAAUAGGACUAAAAAAUAUGAUAAAUAUAAUUUUUGUGGUGGAUCCUAUUUACUCUAAAGCUAUUUCCUAUAUUGGAAAGGAUAAAUCACUUUUGUUGGAGUCUUUCCGAUAUCUUACUGACGUACUCAAUAAUACCGAACAGAAUUAUUUAGAUAUAGUUGAAAUGAAUGAAAGAUUAUGCAGUAAGAUUUGUUCAUCUUCGAAUAUUAACUUUUCAAGUAUGGCUUCUAGUAAUCAGGCUACUAUAAACACCGCAAUUUCUCCCACGCAUAACUCUGUGGCAAAUCUUAUUGGAACUGGAAUAGUAGUUGGAGGUACACUCUCUAUGGGGAUUACUGCCAAUGUAGCUGGUCCUUCAGCAGGUUCUUUCUCUUUAGUAAAUAAGUCCUUGAUGUUUCCUUUUUCAACAUUUUCAAUAUUACCAAGCGAACAUAUUAAUAUCCGUUCGAGCACUCUGGCUUUGGAUAUCCUUCUUCAGACAAACGACUCAGCAAUCAAAAUUUUAGCAAAAAAACACUUCCCGGAACUUAUUUCAACUAUUCUUUUGAGAUGCUGUUCAACAUUGGGAUACAUCAAUAUGGGAGCUUUAGAAAGUAGCAAUGCUCUGAGAUCAUUGUUCCUUGCGUUGCAUGAUUCAGAUACUAUUCUGACGUUCUUUGAUGCAAAUCAACUUAAGUUAUCGUUAAUAAAACCAAAUGAGUUUGACUAUGCUGUUAUGAAGCUUCUGUGUUAUUUAUUUAUUAACAACCCAAACUUCACGACUUCUAUAAUAUCCUUUGUUAGACCUUUCUUAAGAAGAGUAAAUUCUAUAUACAGCAUGAGCGCUUUAAUACUUUUGGCCCCAACUCCAUUAGGUAUAUAUUACAAGGAAUACAUAAAAUACCCAAAGGUUUGUGAAAAAGUGUAUGGAGAAUUAAGAACAGAAGCUAACAUUUCUUCUGAAAAGGAUGGGCUGGAGAAUGUUUACAGUUUGGAAUUUUUAGAUAGUAUUUUAAGUAUUAUAAAGACUUCAAAUAAUCCAUAUUCAAAAAAGAGCGGACUUAUAUUUUUCCAAUGGUACUUUUGGUAUUGUUUAGAAUCAAGGAAGUACCCAAGUGGGGAGUUUCUACUCAAGUUUUUGAAUGUUUGUUUCACAAAUGUGAUAGGAAGCUCAUUAAUUAGGACUGGGGUAAAUAAUAAUACCAGGGAGGUUUUGAAUCCGAAGGGUUUUCGAUUGGAAGAAAAAAAUGAGCAAGAAUGUAACGAAGAUAGAGGGGAAUUAAAUGGAUCUAGAGACUUUGAUGCUUCUGGAGAAUAUAAAUCUAGAAAUGGAACCGAUGAUGAAUACAACGUACAAUUUAGAAGUAAAAUUAAGCAAGUUAUUAAUGAGUAUAAAGAAGAAAAUUCAGAAGAAUCUAUUCAUGAAGAUACUGAUGAAGAUGUUGCUGUUUCGAACUCAUUUACGGACUUAAGCGAGGGAGAAAUCUCUAGUGAAAUUAAUUCUGAAGAAGAGUUAAAAGGAAGAAAAGCAAAUUUGAAUAGAUCCGAUGUAGUAGAAGUUCCGAUUAAAAUAAAGAAUAGAUUGGUAGCUACGGAGUAUUUGAAGGAGUGCCUUGUUUGCCUUAGAUACCUGGUUUGUUUAAUUUCAAGGAUCAGCACGGGGCUUUCUCUCCAAUUUGUUCCAGAACACCCCACUAUCUACCUUAACUUUAAUGAAGAUAAAAAGGUUUCAGCUUGUUUAGAAAAAAAUUCUCUUUACUCAGAGUUCGUUGAACUGCUGUUCUUGUCUCAAGGAGAAACUCAUGGUGGCCAAUUACAAGUUGAAAGCUUCCAAACUGCUAUAUUUGAAUCUGAAGACUUAUGUAAAGCUCUUGUAGGGGAAAACAGGAUUUCAGACAUAUUUAUCGAUUUUAUUACAAAUAGUGACAUGGAUUUGAAUAUAACCUACCAAAAAAUGUAUUUAUUACUGGAUAUUUUAAUUUUAAUUAGGCAGAAUUGGAAGGAAAGAAGACCAAACUUUGAAGAAAUUGAGCCAUUAAGAUCUAGCAUAAAGAAGCUUCUAAUUCCUCUUUUAGUUAGAUUGGAGGGACCAACUCUGGAGCUUAGUAGGUCGGUUUGGAGAGCAGUGCAACUUAUUUUAUCAAUAAUUCUGGAUGAAAACGAGUGGUUGAAAGUUCUCAAUGAAAUCCACAGGAAGAUGAUUUUGGAUGAUCUGAUGGUUCAAAAUUCUUCCUCAUUAUCUUUUAUGGGGUAUCGGAAUUCUAUAGGUUCACCAAUAUCCACGAAUAUGAGCCCCACAUCAAUUAACAGGAUCAGGACCUCGAAAAAUAUUUCUAGAAUGAAUGCAGAAAAGCCUUCUAGCAAUGACUCACUAAGGAAGAUUGAUACUAGGCAACAUGCUGAUGAAAGAUCUAACGAAGAUAAUAUUCAAGUAAUCAAUGUUGACAAUUUUACUCUUUCAUAUAAAAAUGAGUUAUCAGAUGGAGACAAGAUAUAUCAUUAUAUUUUGCCAAGUAAAUAUAGAAAGAUUUCCAAGACAAUAGUCGGAGAUGGAGUUAAUAAUAUAAUGGAUGUAUUCCACAAUGGAGGAAGAAAUUCAAAUUUUAGUAGUGAAGUCAAUCCUUCAAAUAAGUUUGUCCAGAUUAAGUAUUCAGGAGAAUGCGAAGUGAUGAAUGAAUACUUGCUGCCAAUUGUGAAUCCAAUUGAAUCAAACAGCUAUCAGCCAUUUUUGAACUGUAUUAUUCCUUUCAUUAUUUAUUCUGAGAUUUUGAAGGAUAGUUCUUUGAGAUUGAAAUCUGAAUACCAAAAGUCUGAUCUGCAUUUCAGAAAAGGGAGUAGCAAAGAAAUAAAUAUUUCUGGAACGGAAUAUAGUAAUAAGAACGAAAAAGAUAUUACAACAUUCGGAGCAAAGUUAAGUAAUUCAACUCUUAGGGAGUUGGGAAGAAAAAUAGAUGAUUGCCAUAUGUACUUGAAUAAAUGCCGUUACUAUUUCCCAAGAGAAGUUUGGGAGAUAACAGAAACAGCUUUUUCUACUAUUCCAAAGGAGCUAGAUAGAAUAAGGAAGGAAGCAGAGACUCAACAUUUACUAUUUAAUAGAAACAUUUUCGGUGAAAUGGUGAAUGAUAACUUUGACUCUAAUAAUGGGCUUGGAUUUCUGGGACAAAAAAGCUUUCUAAACAAAGAUAUAGAAAUUGCAGAUUUGAACUCUUCCACAUACUUUGAUUCACAAAGUCACAGUUUUUCAUUUAGUAGUUACUCUUCAAGUUCCGGAAUGAUUUCAAUCCCUAGUUUUGCAAGGACAGCUUUGUCUAGAUUUAAUAUUUUGUGGAACACUAAUAGGGCAUUAGGGACAAUAAAAGAAGAUUUUGACGGUUCUGGGGCAGUAAUUAAUCAUGGGGAUUUUACGACAGAUCCAGAAUUAUUCAAAGAAAAAACAGACCAAAUCACAGGUAUUUCAAUGAAAAAUAAGGCAAGACAAAAAUUAUCAAAUUCAGAUUCUUUUGAUAGGCUCAAUGAAUGUGAACAAAGCAAAGAAGAUACUUCUUUGGAUGAAAGAAUUGAUAUGAACUCUUCCAAUGAAUUCAUUGCAGAAGAUGUUUCUGAGAAUGCAAUUAGAGAUUCAAAUUCUCCAGUUUAUUCAAAGUUUAUUCGAAAAGAUAAUAGGUUGCCUGAAACUUUGGAACAGCAAUUGAACAUAAAGAAGAUGGAACUAAUUUCUGAAUAUAUCAAAUAUCCUGCCAUCUUUAAGAAUCUAGAGAAAUACAGAGAGGUUAAUGGAGAUAUGAGGGCAGUAAUAGAGGGAAUUGCUGCAAUUUUAGCUUCUACUUUUAUUAAAUACAUUUCUACUGAACUAUUUCAACAUUUAUACACAUCUGAGGUAUUUAUGUUUAUGGCUUACAAAGAAAUUUCUGAGACAGAUGUCAUUUUAUGUAAAAGUUCUAGCCUAGAUUCUGAUUUUAAUUCGGAAGAACACCUGAGAAGAGAGCAUACAUCAAAAUGCUUGGAUAAUGAGGAGUUGAUGGCAAUCAUUGAUAAGCUGCUUUCACUAGAAUCAUUAGUUGCUGCUAUAUGCAAACAAAUAUCAACCUUUGUAGCUCAUUCUCAAUCACCGAGCAGACACCGUUUUGCGAAGGCCUUAGCCAAUUUAGUUUAUAUUUCGUUUAAGCCAUGA
This is a messenger RNA of Cryptosporidium ubiquitum, 10431 nucleotides long. RefSeq lists its product as uncharacterized. The record is from RefSeq and is a predicted model, not a curated record. Bases 1 to 10431 code for a protein of 3476 amino acids. Lineage: Eukaryota; Apicomplexa; Conoidasida; Eucoccidiorida; Cryptosporidiidae. The transcript has a single exon.